UUUCAUCCGACGAAAGAAAUCAAAGCCAUACGAUCUGUACCCAACAAGAGAGACGCAACGGAGGUGAAAACAAAAAAGCAAGAGAAUGGCAGCCACUUCUUCCGCUCUUCGCAGCCACCUCAGCUACCAGCCCGUGCCCCUUAAAUUCGGUACCAGUGGUCGUCGAGGCUUAGUGGUCGAUUUGACUCAGCUGGAGAUCUACACGAAUGUCCUCGCGGAGAUUCGCUAUCUCCAAUCCCUCGAGCUGAAUGAAGGUGGAAUUAAGGCUGGCGAUGACUUUUACGUCGCAUACGAUCUGCGACCCAGCUCCACCGCCUAUGUCGAAGGGAACCGCGGAGGACUUUGCCAAGCCGUAGAGCAGGCCUUGAAGGAUACUGGCAUGCACCCGAUCAAUCUCGGCGCAAUUCCCACGCCCGCGCUGACCUACUUUGCCCUCAAGCAUGGCAAAGGCAGCAUUAUGGUGACGGGCAGCCACAUUCCCUUCGAUCGCAAUGGUUAUAAACUCAACACCUCUAAAGGCGAACUGCUGAAGAAGGACGAGCAGCCCAUUAACGAUAAUGUCAAGGUCGCCCGCGAGGAGCUGCUAUCACAGCCCUAUGCUGAGUCGCUCUUCAACCAGCACGGCAUGCUGCGCAGCGCUCGUUCCGACCUGUCUCCAGUUGCGCCAGAAGGUAGAGCUGCGUACAUUCAACGGUACGCUGACUUCUUCAAGGGCGAAACCCUUGAGGGCAAGAGGCUCCUUGUCUACCAGCACUCCGCCGUUGGCCGUGACGUUCUCGUGGAAAUUCUCCAAACGCUUGGGGCGGAAGUCGUCUCUGCCGGCCGGAGUGAUACAUUCGUCCCAAUUGAUACUGAAGCCAUCGAUCAAGCACAGUUGGACACGGUACAGAAUCUUUACGACAGUACAGGGCAGACAUUCGACGCUGUCGUGUCUACAGAUGGCGAUAGCGAUCGCCCGCUUAUUCUAGCUCCCGAGGAUGGCAAGCUCCGCUUCUUCGGUGGCGAUCUUCUCGGCAUGACGGUCGGUGAGUUCCUAGGCGCCGACUCCGUCGUGGUCCCAAUCAGUACCAAUGAUGCCAUUGAUCGUGGAUCUCUGGCCAGUGUCACCGAGCCUAAGACGAAGAUCGGUAGCCCCUAUGUGAUCGCUGGUAUGCAGCAUGCGCUCUCCAAGGGCCGUCAGCGCGUCUGUGGCUGGGAGGCCAACGGUGGCUUUCUCACCGGUUCCGAUAUUAAGCGCAACAGCAAUGUCCUCACUGCGCUUCCCACUCGCGAUGCCGUGCUACCUCUGCUCUGCGCUCUGUUCGCGGCGCGCAACCGCGGUAUCACGUUACCGGAACUUUUUGCUACACUCCCUAAGCGUUCUAGCCGCGCUGCAUUGAUUCGCAACUUCCCUCGCCCAACAAGCAUGAAAAUCAUCGCACGCUUUUCCCCACCGGAGCCUAGCAUCCAGGAGGUGUCGUACGGUGCCCAGGUUCUCGCGUAUGAUGCCAGUCAUGCCCAGGUUACGGUGACGGAGCCUCAUGCUCAGCACUUGGACCAGGUCCGCCGAGAGCUGGAGACCGUCUUCUCCGCAAACUCUGGAUUUUCCUCCAUCGCCCGGCUGAACUACACCGACGGAGUCCGAAUCAUCUUCGUUAAUGGUGAUGUGGCACAUUUCCGACCAUCCGGAAAUGCCGAUGAACUUCGCAUCUACGCCGUUGCUGAUACGCAGGAACGUGCCGACGCCAUUGCGGCUGCUGGUGUCGCGGAGCCUAAUGGCCUUCUGAGGCAGUUGGAAUGCCUAGUGUAAGUUGGUGCAGGCAUUUUCUGGUCAGCAUACGUUUCUCUUUUAUUCAUGCAUCACGGUGUAAUAUCUUGCGGUGAAUAAUAUAAUGAUGGCGUAGAGGAUACGCCGAAAUAAUUGCAUGCAGUAUUAUGAUUUCUGAA
Molecule: messenger RNA, 1926 nt
Organism: Aspergillus alliaceus
Lineage: Eukaryota; Fungi; Ascomycota; Eurotiomycetes; Eurotiales; Aspergillaceae
Product: phosphomannomutase
Exons: 1
Coding region: 86-1789 (567 amino acids)
Biological process (GO): carbohydrate metabolic process
Molecular function (GO): magnesium ion binding; phosphomannomutase activity
Source: RefSeq, a predicted model, not a curated record